Messenger RNA from Notechis scutatus (mainland tiger snake), 1212 nucleotides. Lineage: Eukaryota; Metazoa; Chordata; Lepidosauria; Squamata; Elapidae. The record is from RefSeq and is a predicted model, not a curated record.
UGAAUCUUUUCUCUGGCUUUUCCUAGGUGGAAAUGCAGGGAUCGGGGAGGCCACAGCAGUGGAUCUGGCCCGGAGAGGUGCCCGUGUCAUUCUGGCAUGCCGCGACAAAGCGAGAGGAGAAUCGGCCAUGUACAACAUCCGACGGGAAAGUGGGAACUCGGAGGUGAUCCUGAUGAUCCUGGAUCUGGCCAGCCUGAACUCCGUGCGAGCUUUUGCGCAGACCUUCUUAGCCUCGGAGCCCCGCCUGGACAUCCUCAUCAACAACGCAGGAGUCCUUAAGGUUGGCCAAACCGCUGAUGGCUUUGACCUGGCCUUCCAGGUCAACCACUUGGGCCACUUCCUGCUGACCCACCUGCUCCUGGACCGGCUGAAGCGCUGCACCCCGAGCCGGAUCGUAAUUCUGACCUCGAUAGCCCACAUCUCUGGGAAGAUGGACUUUCGGACCAUCCACAAACCGGGGAAGGGGAUGCAGAAUGUUUUAUCUUCAUACAGCAACAGCAAACUAGCCAACAUUCUCCACGCCAGAGAGUUGGCCAAGCGGUUGGAAGGAACCAACGUCACCUGCUACGCGGUUCAUCCAGGACUUGUUAGAACUGAAAUUAAUCGCUCCCUGCCAAGGUGGAUAAUUUGGUCCUUUCAGUUCAUGAGGCUGUUCAGCCGAGAUAGCAACAUGGGCGCCCAGACCUCCAUUUACUGCGCCACCGAGGAAGGCAUCGAGAGGCUGAGUGGCCGGUAUUUCGUGGACUGCCAGCCGAAGGUGCCCAGUCCCCUGGCCUGCGAUGACCAGCUGGCCAAGAAGCUCUGGGAAUUCAGCGAAAGGCUGCUGGGACUGACCACUUAAGGCGGGAAGAGUCAGAGGCAGAGUUUGAGGUAACCGAAAUCCUGCGUCCGAUUAACCUGGGAUAUCAAACUGCAGUGAAUCUGGAAACUACCCAGAGGUUGUGGUGUGGCUGAGCCUUGAAUUUCUGAGAAGUUUAAAAACUGGGAAUUUGUGGUGGGAUUUGUGGUGAGUUGCCCAGGAUUGGGCAUAAUAAUCUUUUAAAUAAAAGAAACAAACUCCAUCAAGUCCAUCGAGCAAUUAAAGGAAGAUGGCGGCGGUAGUAGCGGCAGCGUGAGGAGCUCCGGCGGGCACGGGCAGCGCCAGGCGACAAGCUCUCUAAUCCCUGCGGGUCCAGCCGGCAAGGUGGAAAAAGCCUAAUGCCCGAGACUUGC